CCUCCUCUUUGCAUCCAAAGUCUUUGUACCGACUGCUUCAUCGCCUGUCCUGGUACACCUUGACCUGUACCCAUCACUUUUUCUAUCCACGGUCCUUCUCCUCAGAGGAGCCCUCUCGUCAAGAUGGAGAUGAACUAUGAUGAAAAUACUCUCCACCAGUUGGAAGAGGAGCUUAACACCAAGAUCUAUCCGGGAACGGAGAUCAUGAGCGAUGUUGGCUCCCAUCACUUUGUCAAAUCGGGCGAAGGGUCAACAAGAGUUCUCGUCCCUCAGCCAUCAGCUGACCCUCACGAUCCCCUGAACUGGAGCCCAUUCUGGAAGACCUCAGCCAUGACAUUGUCAACUCUGGUCUCCUUUGCCCAGGGUUUCGGUCCUCUGGCAUUACCUCCCAUGUUUCCUCAAUUGAUGGAGGCUUUUGACACCGAUCUUGCCGGCGCUGUGCAAUUCGUAGGUGUUUGUAUUUUGGUCCUUGGUUUCAGUAAUUUCAUCUGGGUUCCUAUCCAAACUUCGUUCGGCCGUCGACCAGUGCUGAUCGCCUCAACUAUCAUCUGCGUGGUAUCCAACAUCUGGAGAGCUGUUGCGAAGGAUUACAGAAGCUUCAUGGGCGCUUGUAUCUUGAACGGGAUUGGCGCUGGACCGGCUGAGACGGCUCAACCAACUAUUAUUGCUGAUGUCAUGUUUCUCCACGAGCGAGGUUUAUGGAACACCUUGUACUUUACUUUUUACUUUGGCAGCUUGAUGGUUGGACCCAUCGUGGCAGGCCCCAUGACUGAGCAUUCCAACUGGCGAAACUUCUGGUGGCUAAACGUAGCCCUCCACGGCGCCAUCUUGGUCGGUUUGAUCUUUCUCUUCCCCGAGACCAAGUGGCAUCGACAGCAUCCCAAAGAGUUGGCGGCCCAACCCAAGCUCGCUGUUACAUCUGACAAGGACAUGUCAGCACAAAUUGUCGAAGAUCCAGAAAAGACCAGCAACAAUGAUAGCGAUCAGAUCACUGCUCCAGCAGAGAAUAAACUCGAACCCACCAGCACAGCAGAACAAGAUCCAUAUCUCCACAAAGGAACACCCUCCAAACAACAAUGGAAACUGUGGCAGAACAACGCGAACCCCUUCAGAUCAAUCCUUCUAGACCUUUGGAUCCCAUGGAAGUUGUUCGCUUUCCCCAUCGUCGAGUUUGCUUCGUUUGUCGUGUCGUGGUCGGCAUCUUCAUUCCUGACCAUCAACCUGACCCAAACCCAAGCCUUUGCAGCUCCACCCUACAACAUGAGCAGCCAGUCGAUCGGAUUCACCAAUUUUGCCAUCUUGGUCGGAGCGGGAAUUGGACUGGUGACGAAUGGACCGUUGAGCGACUGGAUCGCAGCGCGUGCGACAAGAAAAAACCGAGGCAUUCGAGAACCAGAGAUGCGCUUGCCAGCUCUGAUUCCUUAUGUCCUUAUUAUGCUCCUAGGCAACUUUAUCGUGGCGUUUGGUUAUGAACACCACUGGCGUUGGGAGGUCAUCGUCAUCAUCGGUUACGCAUGCGCAGGUAUCCAAGUCGCCGCAAUUCCCGCCAUCGCAUCCACAUACGCAGUCGACUCAUACAAGCCCAUUGCAGGCAGUAUUUUCGUGUCUAUCACAGUCAACAAGAAUCUGUGGGGUUAUGGCUUCAGCAAGUUCAUCACUCCCUGGAUCAUCGCCGACGGUUACAUCCCUCCUAUCAUGUUGAACAUGUGUUUGAUCUUCCUCUGGUGCGCCUGUGGAAUUAUCUUCUACUUCUGGGGCAAGACUAUGCGUGGCUGGACCAAGAACUCGAGUGUGCAUAAUUUGUAGUUAUGCUUCGAGAUGUCGGCCAUGGAGGAGACUGGAAGAGCUGUUGCACUAAUCACGUGUAUAUAUGUAAAUGUCGA
Messenger RNA from Exophiala mesophila, 1883 nucleotides. RefSeq lists its product as uncharacterized. Gene Ontology annotation, biological process: transmembrane transport. The transcript has 8 exons. The record is from RefSeq and is a predicted model, not a curated record. Lineage: Eukaryota; Fungi; Ascomycota; Eurotiomycetes; Chaetothyriales; Herpotrichiellaceae. The coding region runs from base 124 to 1806 and encodes 560 amino acids. Gene Ontology annotation, molecular function: transmembrane transporter activity.